UUAAAAAGUAUCAAACUACCACUCAAAAUGAAAAAAAAAGGUAGAUCCAGAAAAUCUGAUUUAUCAGUAAUAGGAAUUUCAAAUAAAAAGGGGAAAUUAUCAUCAUCAAAUAAGAUAUUACCAAUUAAAAUGGGCAUCCACUCACAACCAAAUUUAACACUUGUCGAAAACCCAAAAUUGAGCUCUAUUUUAUCAUCAAACAGCAAAAUAAUAUUACCUAUCAAAAUGGGCCUAUACUCACAACCAAAUAAGACUUUUGUUAAAAAUGCAAUGACAAAAGAUACUAACAAUAUACCCCAAACCUUAAAAUUUACUCUUAUAAAUAAAGCACAUUCUAAUACCAAUCAAAAGGGUUGUAUUCCAUUUUUAGAAAAUUACCUACCUAGACCAAAUGUGAUAUUGGAUCAAAUUGCACAUAAAUAUAGACCUCUCAAAACUUCAUUCAAAAAAAUUCAAUCUACACAAGAUCCAAUAUUCAUUUUUCAGCCAACAACAUCGGAAUGGAAAAAAUAUCAUUCUGAAAUUUUAGGCCUAACCUUAAAUGCACCUCAAAAUUCUCAAAAUUUAACAUCCACAAACUUAGGGGAUCCCGAUAAGGUCGACCAAGUCCUAGGUGAUGGAAAUUGUUUAUUCAGAUGUAUUAGCAAGGAGAUUAGCAAUAAUGAGGAAUAUCAUGAGAUGAUCAGGAUGGCUAUUAUUUCUUUUAUGAUGCAACAUUCCAACUACUUUUCUGGAUUUAUAGGGAUAAAAACUACUGAUUACAUUGUGAAGAAUAAAAUGGGCUGCAGUGGCACAUGGGCAACAGAUGUGGAAAUUGCAUGUGUCUCAACAUUGCUUCAAACAAGAGUGUUUGUUUUUUAUAAUGACAAAUGGCUUGCCUUUGACCCUUUAUUUAUUAUUCCUGAAAUAAAAAAAUUUUUCUGUUGCAUUUAUAUAAAGAAUAAAAAUUAUCAUUAUAAUUUAGUUUUGUCCUGUAAAUGAUAUAUUUAUAUAUAUAACCAUUUUAUGAGAAUAUUUUUUUUAGUCUUAUUUUUUUACUAUAAAAGUUUUAGUUAUCUAUUUAUAUUUAUACACAAAAGUAAUUUUUAUAUUUUUUUUUACUAUAAAUACAUCUUUAUAAAUAUUUAGUCUAUAUACACAAAUAAAAGUACA
Messenger RNA from Gordionus sp. m RMFG-2023, 1152 nucleotides. RefSeq lists its product as uncharacterized. The record is from RefSeq and is a predicted model, not a curated record. The transcript is spliced from 7 exons. Gene Ontology annotation, biological process: protein deubiquitination. Bases 28 to 981 code for a protein of 317 amino acids. Gene Ontology annotation, molecular function: cysteine-type deubiquitinase activity. NCBI's taxonomy places the organism in Eukaryota, Metazoa, Nematomorpha, Gordioida, Chordodea, Parachordodidae.